Messenger RNA from Scomber japonicus (chub mackerel), 11214 nucleotides. It is a transcript of the gene cica, whose product is annotated as capicua transcriptional repressor a. Gene Ontology annotation, cellular component: nucleus. The record is from RefSeq and is a predicted model, not a curated record. Lineage: Eukaryota; Metazoa; Chordata; Actinopteri; Scombriformes; Scombridae. Gene Ontology annotation, biological process: regulation of transcription by RNA polymerase II. Gene Ontology annotation, molecular function: RNA polymerase II transcription regulatory region sequence-specific DNA binding; DNA-binding transcription factor activity, RNA polymerase II-specific.
UUCGGCGCGCCAUGAUUGGUUGCGCCGGCUGGUUGUCGAGGCUUCGGGGCUUCAUUCACCAUUUUGCGACUGUAGCGUAGAAUGUACAGGGCAGUAGUUUUUCCUCCUUUUAAGUUGCUCUGCCGGAGAAACAUGAACAGCCGAUAAUUGGCAGCUGCGGACUACCGGCCACCCUGCCCUAUUUUAACCAGCGGACUCAUCAGAGAAUCACACUGGGGUACUAUAUUAUCUCUGAGUCUCUGGAAUAAGGUGGGCAAGUGCCGAAGUCGCGCAACAGAGACAAGACAGGAUGAGAGAGAGAGGCCCUGGCAGAAGAGGAAAAUAGAGAGAAGGGAAGGGAGGAGGCGGGAGGGGGGGGAAAAGAAGAAAAGCAAAAAAAAAACGAGGCAGAGCAAUAGAGGAACGCCAAGGAGAAUCUCGGGAAUAAAUAAAUAAAAAGACUUGUUUGGAGCAAAAGGAAAGCUAGAUGAAAAGAUGAAGCCGAUAAAAAAGCAGGGCCGACGCUCUCCCCCCUCCACGCGGGCCAAAGGGGGGAAGCGUCGUGGAGUGGGGGAUGCCCCUGAAGGAGGGGAGAAGAGAGACUCAGACGGGAACAGAGACAGAAGCAGAUCGCCGCAAAACCAGACCGCCUCCUCCUCUUUUUCAUCUAAUUCACACUCAGACUCCCAGGCGGACUCAAUCAGAGCGCGGGACACUUCAGACGGGGAAGGACUACACAGAGAAGGGCUGUCAGAGACGACGGUAUCGCUUGUGAUGGAUUCUGGGAAAUUGUUGACAUCUUCGGAUGAUAGGUCAGGGAGGUCGGUGUUGAGCGGUGGCAGCCACAGUGAUAGUAGCGGUAGCAGCUGCAGUAACAGUAGUACACCGAGCGCCAACAACAGCCCCAACCCCGCCUCCAGUCGCAAGACAGCCACCUUCAAAGCCCGCGUUCCCAAGAAGAAGUACACAUCCGAACACUGCUUGUCUAAUACUGCUGGUAACCAUAGCCACCCUGCAUCCAGCACGCCCCCUCCUCUACUUCUGAGUAGCCACAAUCAGGGGUCCACAGGUUCAGGAAGUGACAUUAGCAUCUCACAACCUGACGGCAACGGUCAAAGUCGAAGCCUGAUGGCCGAUUUCCACAGCAGGAACACUGGCAGGGAAGCACCUCAGGACAACUCCCCGGGACCCCCGACCCUGUCGCUGGGGGGAGGCGAGAGCGAACGGCCGGUAAGAGUCGAAGGGGUAAGAGACGGGGAGCGGAUAUCACCCAGCCCUUUACCCCGCUGCUCUUCGACAGACACCGCCAGCGAGCACUCAGCUGACCUGGAGGUAGUCAGCGACGCGCACACAAUCACGCCGAUGUCUACACACGCACCCACCAGUCUCCCUGAUGCACUAUCCGACGCCCUGGCCAAAGGGAUGAAGAACCAGCGUGUCCUUGCCCGCCAGCUCAGGAGAAGAAGUGACGAGGAGGCGGGAGGAGAAAGGAUUGAUGAAGGGAGGAUUUCGGACUUGGUGUUCCGGGCUGGCGUGGUCCGUAAGGUCAGCGGUGAAUACGGAAGUCUGGAGGUACAACUAAAUGGGGAGAAGACGCUGUGUCGUUAUCCGUAUAGACAUGACAGCCCCUCAGGGGUUGUAGACAUCAUCCUAGAUGCUCCGCCACCUGGUGUUCACCCAAUACCAAUAGGAACCCGCGUCUGUGUACCUUACGGCAACGAGGAGGGCAGCGAGGGACAGUGGCAGUGGUACCGAGAAGGCGUGGUGACCCAGGUGGAUACACAUCCAGCAGUGGCCAAUCGUUACCGCGUCCUGUUGUCCGAGGAAAGACUUCCCGCUGUGGGUGAAGAAGAGGAUGGCAGGGCUACGGCUGGUGCUACUCAGGCAGUCUGGGUGUCCCGACAAACACUUCGGCUCUUGGUGCCGCCAUGGGACCUGGAUCUGCCGUCUGGAGGAGGACGGGAGGUGGAAGAGGGCGUUAGAGAGAAGGAAAGAGAGCAGGACGACAGGGAGGAGAUUGACGUGGAGCAGGAGGUGUGUCGUUUGAGCCGAGGGAUGGCACCUGUUGUGGGAUCAGUGUCAGGGAGAGAUAUUCCCUACCCAGGCAUGGUCCCCGUUUCCUCCACUUCAGUCCACAACAUCACUUCUCUAGUAACCCCAACCUCAGUCCUCAGCAUGGCUCCUGGCCGAGAGUGGGAAAUAGACAAAGACCUUGAGAGGGAGAGGGACCUCCAGCGAAAACAGGAAAGAGAGAGGGAAAGAGAGCGAGAAAGGGAGAACAAUGCAAAGCAGCAGCAACAACAACAACAACAGCAGCAGCAGCAGCAGCAGCAGCUCCACCAGUACAUGCCACUCACCCCUGAGGAAGACAUGGAGGUGUCCCACUUCAGCAUGGGCCCUAUAGGGGGGAUUAUACCUGGGGCCAAACCCAUGGGAGUUCCUCAACACCGCCACAUUGUCUCUAAGCCCCCACCCGGCUACCUCAAUCACCCCCUGUCCGUGGUGCGGGGCAUCGGGAUCCCCUCUGCCCACCUCACCCUGAACCCCCACCCCCCUCCUUCACCUGUCCUGUUAGGCCUGGACCCAGUAACUGCAGUCAUCACCGCCCCUCAGCUCCCCCCUCUCCCUCCCAUGUCCUCUUCCUCUGCAUCAUCCUCCAGAGGAGAGAAGGGCUCAGGCGGAGGUUCUUCUGGUGGAGGAGCAGGUGGUGGUGGUGGAUCUGGAUCAGGUUCAACCUCCUCCUCUUCCUCACGUUCCCGCACCCCACUGACAGCUGCCCAGCAGAAGUACAAGAAGGGAGAUGUGGUGUGCACGCCAACAGGCAUCCGCAAGAAGUUCAACGGGAAGCAGUGGAGGAGGCUGUGCUCGCGGGAGGGCUGCUCCAAAGAGUCACAGCGCCGAGGAUACUGCUCCAGACACCUCUCCAUGAGGACCAAGGAGAUGGAGGCCAGCGGAGGCGGCCGGGAACGGGGUGGAGCUAGCAGCACAGGAACCCUGACCCCAUCUGACCUCCGGCUUGGCGGAGGGCGAGCCAGCUCAGAGUUUGACUGGGAUGAGACAUCACGGGAAAGCAGUGAGGCCAGCAGCCGCGGAGCAGAUUCCCGACCACGCCUGGUCCUCCCCUCCCUGCUCCCCCAGGAUCUGUCUCGCUUUGACUUUGAUGAGUGCGAGGCGGCCACCAUGCUUGUGUCCCUGGGGGGCUCCCGUUCAGGCACACCCUCCUAUUCCCCGAUAUCUAACCAGUCGCCCUUCUCCCCAACACCAUCACCCUCGCCCUCUCCUCUCUUUGGCUUCCGCCCGGCUAAUUUCAGCCCCAUCACCGCUCCCGCCUCGCUUACCCCGCGCCGCCAUCGCCAGCUCAGUGGCACUAAAAUGGGAACGCCAGGCACCGAACGAGAACGCCACCUGUCGGGAAUUGUGCCCACUUUUCAGACCAACCUCACGUUCACAGUGCCCAUGAGCCCCAGCAAGAGGAAGCUGGACACGCACCCACCUCCUCCACUGCCUACAGUCCAGGACUACCAGACCAAACCUGAGCAGCAGCAGCUGAGUGUAGGGGUAGGGGUGAUGGGAGACCCCAACCUUGGCCACAGCCCUGCUGCCUUCAGAGUCCUGUCCCCCCAAAGUCAAUCCACAACCCCCUCUUCGCUUUCCUUCCCCAGGCCACGUAGUGCCACCAGCAGGCCACCAUCAUCUGCUGCCUCCACACCUCCGCCCAUGCUGGUCUCUCCUACUCCUCAAUCUCCUUUGCCCCAGGAACCCUCUCCACGCCGCAUUGUACCCCUCCGCGAUUCCCCAGUCAUUGUCCGCAACCCAGAUGUCCCCCUGGCCAAGUUCUCCGACGGCCCGUUAGGAAGGAGAGAAAGGAGCAGGUCCAGGGAGCACAACCAGCCCCAACACGCAGCUCCACCUGGCCUGCAGGCCCCCGUCCCGAUCAACGGAGCCACCACCAACGGUGCUGUUCUUCUGCGCAAUCCCACAUCCACUCUGGUCCUGGUCACCUCCAGCUCGUCCUUGACACCAGCCACCGCGGGCCACGCCUCCCUCUCCAGCUCCUCCAUCCCCGGCUCGAUGUCCACCUCGGUGGGCUCGGUCCUGUCCUCCUCUGGAUCCGGCGGCAGGGAGAGGGAGAGGAAACCUGAGGGUCACCAGGAAGGAUCUGGGGGGUCGCUACCACAACCGGUAGCCUGUCAUCCCACACCGACCGCCCUGCUACCGCUCAUACUGCCAGCCGAGUCUCCUCACCCUGCUCCCCGCAAGCAGAUCAUCAUGGGACGCCCGGGGACUGUUUGGACCAACGUGGAGCCUCGGUCGGUGCCAGUGUUCCCUUGGCAUUCUCUCGUCCCUUUCCUGGAGCCGAGCCAACCAGGAGCGGCUGCCCAGCCUGCUGAUGGCCAGCAGCUUGUCAAUCAGGGCAAAGAGCCUCGUUGUGGGGUUGCCUUGGUGAGCGACGGCGGGCGAACCACCGGCCCUCCAGACUUAGAGAGAGGAUCCCCGUCAUGCCCUCCUCCUCCGACCAAUGACAAUCCUCCUGCAGAAAGGGGCGGGGCUGACAGCGAAACCGAGAGCGACACAGACGACCCGUUCUCGCCGGGUGUGGCCAAUGAUCCGGCGCCCUCCACUGGCACCAUGAAGAGACGCACGCAGUCCCUCAGCGCUCUGCCCAAGGACGGAGACAGGAAGAGGGAGAAAGAUCACAUCCGCCGUCCCAUGAACGCUUUCAUGAUCUUCAGCAAACGCCACCGAGCCCUCGUGCACCAGCGACAUCCCAACCAGGACAACCGGACAGUCAGCAAGAUCCUCGGGGAGUGGUGGUACGCUCUGGGUCCCAACGAGAAGCAGCAGUACCACGAUCUAGCCUUCCAGGUGAAGGAGGCCCACUUCAGAGCCCACCCUGAUUGGAAAUGGUGUAACAAGGACCGCAGGAAGUCACUGUCAGAGGGCCGCGGGACCCCAAAAGAGUCACGGGAGAGGAGCAUGUCAGAGAGUAUAGAUCCUCACACAGAGUCCCAGGUGCUAGAGGGGAAGGUAGGGAGCUCAGGCUGGCCGAUGGGAUCGGAGCGUCGAGGGGGGCCGUUCGGCGGGCAGCACCCCCGUCCCCGAGCCUUUUCCCAGAGCGCCGUGCACACCCUGGAGCAGAGGGAGAGAGAGAGAGACCUGGAGAAGGAGGAAGGGGCGAGUUUGUUUCGUAACCGGCCGCCGCCCCAGAUGUACCAGGGCGGCGCCAGCGAGGAUGUGACCAGCGACGAAGAGCGCAUGGUCAUCUGUGAGGAAGAGGGAGACGAUGAUGUCAUGGAGGAUUCAUGUCCCGAGGGCUCCAUCGACCUCAAGUGUAAAGAGCGAGUGACGGACAGUGAUGAAGAUGAGCCAGAUGGACAGCAUGGCUUCCAGCCAGUGGCUCGCUCCUCUCUCCCCUCCUCCUCUCCUCCAUCCCCACACUCCGACUCCACCUCAGCUACAGGGAACUCAGGAGGAAGUGGUGAAGAAGAGAAGAGAGGCGCGGAUGCAGGAGAGGAAGGGAACGAGGGAGGAUCCAUCAGAGAAGAAGCAGCAGCGACUGGAGGAGAAGCAGGGAGUGGAGGUGGGCAGGGUUUCUCCUCUCUAUCCAUCGCAGGCUCAGCGUCCAGCACCCAGGCUCCGCUCGCUUAUACCCAGCAGGGUGGCACCCAGCUCCUCGGCGCCGUCCGCAUGGCUCCCACUAUGGUGACCAACGCGGUACGACCCAUCGCCAGCACGCCCAUCCCGAUCGCCAGCAAACCUGCGGAAGGCGCCGUCACCCUCAGCUCCCUGCCUCAGGACAAGAAAGCCGCUCUCCUGAUUGGAAGCAGCGGACCUCAGCAGCUGCCAAUCAACGCAGGGGGUGGGUACCCGUCCUCAUCAUCAUCAUCCUCCUCCUCCUCCUCCCUGGUCCAGUCAGUUGUAACCCCUAUAGGGAGCAGCGGCCUCGUCACUAGCCUAGUUUUGGGCGGGGGGUCCUCCUUCCCAGCCGCCCAACCAGUGCAGCUUCUCACUACGCAGCCCCUGCCGCAGCACGCACAAACCCCCCUUCCUGUAAUCCCUCAGCUCCGCCCCACCGCCACCUCUUCUCUCACACCUCCCAAGCCGCUAGCGCAGGUCCAGUACAUCCUGCCCACCGACAGCCCCUCGUCCCCUCUGCUCACCCAGCAGCAAAUCCUCUCCCUGCCCACCAAUGCUGCCCUGGCCAAUGUCAGCCCCGGGACUAGAGUCCAAACCCAGUCGCCGGUCUUGCAGAGCAAGAUGUUGGUUCCCAUGGCAACAGUGAGAACAGGGUCUACUCCUCCUCAUCCUUCCAUUUCCCUGGUGGCUCCGCCUCUUCCUGUGCAGAACGGCCCCGCGACAGGAAACAAGAUCAUCCAGAUCGCUCCCAUGCCUGUGGUCCAGACCAACGUUCCUGGCAGCGCCGCAGCAUUGCACCCUGGGAGCCCCUUUCCUGUUUCCAUGGCAACCGUGAUGGCUCCCGGUGCUGCGCCCCCACAGACCGUUCUUCUGACCUCUCCACCCACCAGGAUCACCUAUGUCCAAUCCAGUCCAGGUGUUACCACGGCAAUGCCCCAACAAGCCCCGCCCCCUUCAGGUCCCGCGUAUCUCCCAUCAUCGCUGGCGACCCUGGGCUUCACCGCCAUCGCCCCGGCCGGACAAACCCUGGUUCAGCCCAUCGUUGGACAACCUCCACUGCUAGCUCCAGCCCCGCCCCUGAGCUGUCAAUCUCAGACCCCUACAGGCCAGGCCUCGGCAACCGCUGGUCGUCAGGUACUUACUGCCAUUUAUCCUGCACCAACCGUUCCUCUGGCGACAGGCGUGGUCUCCAUGACAACAGUACCGCCCUCUGUGGCGGCUCCAGCCCAGGAUGUGUUAAACCCUUCGUCUCCAUUGGCGACGGGGGCGCAGGGCUCAGCAGCGGCGACCCCUCAGCCCAGUGCGGCGGCAGCAGCGGCGGCGGUGUUAGAGCCAAAGUUAGAGGUGAAGAUCGAGCGUGAUCUGGACGCUCUGACCGAGGAGGAAGGGAUGUCCAGCUGUGCUCUUAACUCAUCCAGCUGCAUGAGUAACGCAACAGCAGCGAAAAUAGAAGAGGACAUCGUUCAUCACAUCAAGGAGGAAAAUAUGAGAGACGGAUACUGCAGAGAGAGACGAAGCGACAUGGACGGAGAGCGCGAGAGAGCGAUGAAGGAGAACAGCGACAAGAAGAGCAGCAGAGAGAUGGACAGAGAGGACCACAGCAUGGGCGACAGCAGCAAAGAGGCUGGACCUCGUUCCCCUCCUCCUCCACCACCCUCAGGUUUGGACCCCCCUCCCCCUCCUCCUGCAGAAAGAGAGCCCGCCUCCUCCUCCUCAAAGAAGAUCAAGUUCCGACCCCCGCCGCUCAAAAAGACACCUGACUCGGUUUUGUCUGAGAUGUACUUCGAAGAGCGUUUUGCUGAGCUUCCAGAGUUUAACCCAGAGGAGGUCCUGCCCUCGCCCACUCUGCAGAGUCUGGCCACAUCACCCAGAGCCAUCCUGGGAAGCUACCGCAAGAAGAGGCGCAACUCCACCGAGCUGGAACUGACAGCGGAAGACCCCAGCUCUCCGAGGAGGAAGACCCGCCGCCUCUCCAGCUGCAGCUCGGAGCCCAACACCCCGAAGAGCGCCGCCAAGUGCGAGGGAGAAAUCUUCACCUUUGACAGACCAGGCACAGAGGGAGAGGAUCUUCUCGGAGACUUGGACCGGGUCCCGUACUCGUCUCUGCGGAGAACUCUGGAUCAGCGGCGGGCCUUGGUUAUGCAGCUGUUUCAGGAACAUGGCUUCUUCCCCUCAGCUCAGGCCACCGCCGCCUUCCAGGCUCGUUACUCGGACACCUUCCCCACCAAGGUGUGUCUGCAGCUGAAGAUCCGUGAAGUCCGUCAGAAGAUCAUGCAGACAGCCACGCCCGGAGCCCCCGAGCCCGGAGGGUCGAUCGAGGCCAACCCCGCCCCGUCCCACAGCUCCUCUUUCAAUCAAUCAGCCCGGGAGGACGGAGGGGCGGAGCAGCAGCAGCAGCAGCAGCAGGGAGACAGAGGCCGGAGCCCCGAGGAGCCCAACAGCGAAGGCUCAUAGGCUGAAGAGGAUGACAAAGCGGAAAAAAUUGAGGAGAAGAAGAAGACAAGAGAGCGGAGUGUGUCAUCCCCACAGAAUAUUCUUGUAUGUGUUGAACCAGUACUUUGUGGGGUCCGUUCUACUGGCACUAAUCUCCACCCAGACCUGGGCAGAAAUACAUUUAAAUAUGGUCACAAACAUUCAAACUACUCAAGGUGCGCUUGAUUUGUCUAAUCAGACAUUUUUAAAAAAGCCUCAAAAGUGGACAAAUCACAUGCAAGACAUGAUGAGUCAAGUGCUUCUUGUAGUAUUGUUUCCCUUUUUUCCCUUUUUUUUUGUGUUUUGUUCCAAAUAUCCAGAAUAUUUUCAGUUACUACUUUGCCCAGGUCUGCUCGCAGCACAUUUGUACAGUAGUUUGUAGUUUGACACACAAACUCUGUGGUACACACUCUCUAUCUCUCUGGCACACACACACACACACACACACACACAUACACCCUGGUGCAUAUGUAAUCUCCAGCAUGCACAUGAUCCCACACAAACACACACGCACAUACACAAACACACACACACACGCACACACACCCUUACCAAAUCAGACUGUUACUCUUGGUUGGCAGUUCCCAGGAGCUGCUACCAAGGACCAUGACACACAAAGGCACUUUGUCACUUAUUGUGCAGAUGCAGUUUGCUGUUGCCAGCCAGCCAGCCCUCAGAUGCCAUUGACUUGACCUCCUUCUUGCCCUUCCACUCCUCAGCACAGUGGUCGGGACACAAAUACAACCCCAAUGACCUCUACUGAUAUUCCACAGCCCCUCGAUGCUGCAAGACAGACAGCACACACACACACACACACACACACACAUACACAUACACACAUACAUAUAUACAGGCACACACACGCAGUGCAUGGGCAUAUCUGUGCAGUGUGAGCACUUGUAUACAACACACACAUACACACACAUACACACACAUACACACACAUAGUCAACCCUGGUCUGACCAAGCCAUUGGCCUGCACAGUUUUUAGUGAUUGUAAUGAGAAGACAAACUGAAAGCAUGAGUUCUAUUCGUUCCUGAAAAACAAAAAGAAGGCAGGAGUUGGGAUUUAGUGUGACCAAUCUUUGCACCUUCAGUUAUUGCCAUUUUGAAAGACUUGUGUCCUCAUUGGCGGGAGCUGAUUAUAUAUGUCUGUAUGUCUGUUGGGGUCUCCCAUACCCCAAAAACCUGUGUGAACAGGCACCGUAAAGAGAUUAUGUAAAGAGACUCUUGGUUGUGAGGCUUUGAAGAAUCAACGUUAAGUUCGACACUGACCGGCUCCUGACGGAGCUCCAGAGAAAAAGGCAGAAGAAGAAACUGGAUGGUGUUCAUUGGAUGAAAGAUUCAUGUUCCAACGACAGGAAGAAGACACAUAGUAAUAUUAAAUAAGGACAACAACAACAUUACAAGCUUACCAACAGAGAGAAAAAGUUUAAUUUUAACCAAACUUCUCUGAAUCUCCCAGUGGAUAUGUUGUUGCUUUCUCUCGUUAUCGUUGCCGUGGAAAUAACCAGUUUUACCGUGGCCUGUUUUUCUCUCGUGGCUCUAUUGUGUUUCUUCUCCAGCAUAAAAAAAAUCACAACAAAAAACAAACAAACUUUGGACUAAGAAGGGGACAAAAUCAGUUUGUGGCCCCCCACUUUUAAUUGUACCUGGGGUGGUUCUCCUCCCCCCCUCUCCCCUCCCCUACAGUUUCUCACCAGACACAGAAGUGGGGAAGCAGGGGGCGUUUGUCGUUUUGUAAAAACGUUGAAAUCAGGUGUUUGCACAAUUUGUGCGGCCCUUCUCGUCUGGGACCGCCGCAAGUUAAAUCAGGAAAGUAUUGUUUUUAGAGAUUGUUUUAGUAGAAAUAAUAACCUUGUUCCAUAUGUUAUCAACCAUCUUUUUCCUCCCCUUGUCCCCCCCUUGCUUUUUUCCCAACUUUCAACCUCUUUCUCCUCCCCUCUCUUUACCUCUCUCCUCACCCGGCCCCCCUCCCCUCCUCCCCUCGACUCCUCAAGUGUUGUUAGAAAGUGCCCUUAAGCACUGGUCCCGGGUCAAGCGCUAUGUAGCUCAGGAUGGUUCUGGUUAGGGUUAGUUCAGGGAAAGCAGAUCCUAGACCAGCCCUGGAGGGCAGUCUCUGGAGCCCUCCCCUCUUCCCUCUCUUCUUGACACUUUAUCCUUUCCCAUCAAAUGGUGCAAUAGGACAUUUAUUUUUUUGGGAAUGGGUGGGUUAUUUUGUUUUUUCGGGGGAAGGCUCUGUGCCAUAGAUAUUAAAUCCAGUGCAGUCAGUCAGUGAGAGGAAUGAGCUGUUGUGAUACUAUCUUUAACUAUGGUAUAAAAAAAAAAAAAAAAGAAUCACACAAUUAUUGUUCUUGUUGAAGAGAUAGAGAGUAUAACUUACUAAAAGUCAAAGACAAUUUUUUGAAUAGCACUUUUUGGCUCUUUGCUUCCGUGGUGAAGAGUGGGGGUAGUUAUUAUUAUGGGUAUCUCUUUUAUUUCUCUGUAUACAGUUGGAUGUGUGAAAAAAAUAUAUAUACCGGUAUUUCCAUAUAUGUGCAUUUAGGUCUAUGUUUGGGUGUGUUUGUAUGUUUUGGCACAUGCAGGUAGCGUGUUAACAUGACCAACCUCUCGUUCUUUCACCACACAGCAACAUAAUCAAUAGUAUAUUUUUCAGUGUAAUCUACAUUCUAUAUUCUACUCUAGAGACAGUAUUUUUAUAGUCACCAUGACUAUUUUGUCUGCCAUCUUGACUGUUAUCAAACCCAGAUGAUUCAGGAUAUAUAGGAAAUAUAUAUUCAGGAUAUACGAUAUAUAAAUAUAUACAUAUAUAUAUGAAUACACACAGGUAAUAGAAGACUAUCAGUUCACAUCACUUGGGGGUUAGGGCUGUAAUGUGUCCAUCUGCAUGCAUGUGCAAUAACAUGCAAGUGUGCACACACCCAGACAGACAUAUGUGCAUACACACACAUGUAUGCGUGUACACUGUAUGAUUGUGCUUAAAAAUAAACUGUCCUUACUUUGGAGAAGGAAUUUUAGGAUGAGCGAGGUGAGUGUUAUCUCAUAAGCAGGCAUGUUGACCAUGUGCAAUAUUUCUAAACAACAACAAAAAAACUAAAUAUUGAAAAUAUUAAAGAUCUAACACAA